AUGUCGUCGAGGCCGCCUCUGCUUUCACGUCGUGCGGGAUUACAUACAAAGCCCGACCUGGGGAGGAAGGGGCGGACCCCUGACCCCAAAGAACGCACGCGCCACCCGGAAUGUGAAUCGGAGUUUAAAAUUUCAGUUCACCCUUUGCCCGCCUGCUGCACAUUUUCUUGUCUUCGUGUUCAACACCUCCUUGAACGACAAUACCCUUUGCCUCCCGUUUCCCAAUCCUCAAUCAUGCGUGAGAUCGUCCACCUGCAGACCGGCCAGUGCGGUAACCAAAUCGGUGCUAAGUUCUGGGAAGUUGUCUCUGACGAGCACGGUAUUGAGCGGGAUGGUCUCUACAAGGGAAACAACGAUCUCCAACUAGAACGUAUCUCCGUCUACUACAACGAGAUCGGUGCCAACAAGUACGUUCCUCGCGCCGUCUUGAUCGAUCUCGAGCCCGGAACCAUGGACUCUGUGCGAUCGGGUCCUCUCGGUGGCCUUUUCCGCCCCGACAACUUUGUCUUCGGUCAGAGUGGUGCUGGAAACAACUGGGCGAAAGGACAUUACACCGAAGGUGCUGAGCUCGUCGAUGCCGUUCUUGAUGUUGUUCGCAAGGAGGCCGAGGGUACCGACUGCCUUCAAGGUUUCCAGAUCACUCAUUCACUUGGUGGUGGUACUGGUGCUGGUAUGGGUACCCUCCUCAUCUCCAAGAUUCGUGAGGAGUACCCCGAUCGUAUGAUGUGCACGUACUCCGUUGUGCCCAGUCCUAAGGUAUCGGAUACCGUUGUCGAGCCCUACAACGCCACCCUCUCCGUCCACCAGCUUGUCGAGAACUCUGAUGAGACUUUCUGCAUUGAUAACGAGGCUCUCUACGAUAUCUGCUUCAGGACACUCAAGCUCUCGACACCGACAUACGGUGACCUGAACCAUCUCGUUUCGAUUGUCAUGUCCGGUAUCACCACUUGCUUGCGUUUCCCUGGUCAAUUGAACUCUGACCUAAGGAAGCUUGCUGUCAACCUGGUUCCCUUCCCUCGUCUCCACUUCUUCAUGACUGGUUUCGCUCCUCUCACCGCCCGCGGCAGCCAACAGUACCGCGCCGUCACCGUCCCCGAACUCACUCAACAAAUGUUCGAUGCCAAGAACAUGAUGGCUGCCUCAGACCCCCGUCAUGGUCGUUACCUCACUGCUGCUGCUGUGUUCCGUGGCAAGGUCUCGAUGAAGGAGGUUGAGGAGCAAAUGCAGAACGUUCAGAACAAGAACUCCGCUUACUUCGUCGAGUGGAUUCCCAACAAUGUCCUUACCGCUCAGUGCGACAUUCCCCCUCGUGGACUGAAGAUGGCCGUCACUUUCUUGGGUAACUCAACCGCCAUCCAAGAGCUUUUCAAGCGUGUCAGCGAUCAAUUCACUGCCAUGUUCAAGAGGAAGGCCUUCCUGCAUUGGUACACCCAGGAGGGUAUGGACGAGAUGGAGUUCACGGAAGCCGAGUCGAACAUGCAGGAUCUUGUCGCCGAGUACCAGCAAUACCAGGAUGCCACCGUCGAGGAGGAGGUCGAGUACGAGGAAGAGCCCCCCGAGGAUGAGCAGUAA
Cyclocybe aegerita is the source of this 1572-nucleotide messenger RNA. Lineage: Eukaryota; Fungi; Basidiomycota; Agaricomycetes; Agaricales; Hemipholiotaceae. The record is from the annotation of a GenBank genome assembly.